This is a messenger RNA of Mesorhabditis spiculigera, 1302 nucleotides long. The record is from the annotation of a GenBank genome assembly. Lineage: Eukaryota; Metazoa; Nematoda; Chromadorea; Rhabditida; Rhabditidae.
AUGCCUUGCUAUCAUGCCUUGGUGGAAAAGCAACGUGCUUAUUUCAAGUCGGGCGCGACGAGACCGUUGGAGAACAGAAAGGAGACGCUCAACAAACUGAAGAAAAUGCUGGAAGAAGAUGGGGAACAGAUCGCAGCGGCUAUUUUCAAGGAUUUACACAGGGACGGCCAUUUCGAGACAUUCGGUGUCACCCAUCAAAUAAAUGAGACGCUGGAGAAGCUGGAAGAGUGGAGUGCUCCUACUAAGCUGUCCUCCGACGGAAACGACGAGCUGUUCAUUGUUCGUGAACCUGUUGGAGUUGUGUUGGUCAUUUCCCCAUGGAAUUACCCGCUUUUCACCUCGGCUCCACUCGUUCAGGCCCUUGCCGCGGGAAAUACGGUAAUUCUGAAGCCAUCGGAGCUGGCACAGCACACCGCUCAAGCAUUUGAGAAGAUUAUCAACAAACAUUUUGAUGAAAACGUUUUUGCGGUGGUAAAUGGAGCGGUAGAAGAGACGACGGCCCUUUUGAGCGAACGUUUCGAUCAUAUCGUCUAUACCGGAAAUCCGGCCGUCGCAAAGAUUGUGAUGGCGGCCGCAGCCAAGAAUCUGACCCCUGUCACCCUUGAGUUGGGUGGCAAAAAUCCAACCGUGGUUCUGGAUGAUGCUGACGUGGCCCUAGCCGCUGAAAAGAUCGCCAAGGCCAAAAUGAUGAACUGUGGACAGAUUUGUAUCAAUCCCGAUUAUGUGCUCACCACUUCAAUCACAAAGCCCAAACUGAUCUCUGCCAUUCAGCAAGUCUUUGAGAAGGAGGGAGAACUCAAGGAGAACAAGGCUUUUGCAAGGAUCAUCUCGGAACGCCAUUUCGACCGUCUAAAAGCGUUGACCGAGAAAACAAAUGGUAAAUUGGCAUGGAAAGCAGGAGGAGAAGAGAAUCGAUCAGAAAGAUAUCUACCACCUAGUAUCUAUGAAAUUGAAGAAAAUGAUGAAUUGAUGAAGGAUGAGAUAUUUGGCCCAAUCCUUCCAAUUCUGACAGUCGAUAAUCUGGAGAAAGCUCUAGAUUUCGUGAAGGAAAGGGAGAAGCCAUUGGCUGCUUAUAUUUUCUCCAAAGAUCCCGAGGCUGCUAGACGAUUUAUCACGGAAACUUGGUCGGGUGGAGUGUGUGUCAAUGAUGUUCAUUCUCAUGCUUUUUCGCCAUCGGUUCCAUUUGGAGGUGUCGGCAAUUCUGGAUUGGGUCGUAUUAAUGGGAAAUAUUCAUUCGACAAUUUCACCCAUGAGAAGGCUGUUCUGAUUAGGGGUGGAGUGUCCGUUCCACAGAAUAAACUU